Messenger RNA from Nannizzia gypsea CBS 118893, 351 nucleotides. RefSeq lists its product as hypothetical. The transcript is spliced from 4 exons. The record is from RefSeq and is a predicted model, not a curated record. NCBI's taxonomy places the organism in Eukaryota, Fungi, Ascomycota, Eurotiomycetes, Onygenales, Arthrodermataceae. The coding region runs from base 1 to 351 and encodes 116 amino acids.
AUGAGAAAAGAAAAGGAUUUACCGUGUCCUAGCGAAGAGGACGGUAGUCAAUCUCGCUUAGCGACCAGGCUGUCUGUCCACCCAGCAUAUCAGCAGCAGCAGUAUUGGAUGGUCACAUACCUGAACAGCAUCGUCAUGCCGGAUCCCGAGGAUGAAGACGGGGAUGAAUCUGGGGAUAUGUAUAGAAUAUGCAUGCAUGGUUACCCGAUUGGUACUUGCACUCCACCAAGACAGGGAGUUCAGAACUGCCGAACUAUAGACCACGACCACCGCCUUGUUUUUGUUGGGGGGGAGGAGAACGAGAAAACGAGGGCCCAUGACUAUCUCAAGCAGUCAAGCAAGCAAGCAUAA